Messenger RNA from Glossina fuscipes, 1019 nucleotides. Its product is annotated as elongation of very long chain fatty acids protein-like. Gene Ontology annotation, cellular component: endoplasmic reticulum membrane. The record is from RefSeq and is a predicted model, not a curated record. Lineage: Eukaryota; Metazoa; Arthropoda; Insecta; Diptera; Glossinidae. The transcript is spliced from 5 exons. Gene Ontology annotation, biological process: fatty acid elongation, saturated fatty acid; sphingolipid biosynthetic process; fatty acid elongation, monounsaturated fatty acid. Gene Ontology annotation, molecular function: fatty acid elongase activity. Bases 15 to 791 code for a protein of 258 amino acids.
AUGAGAGAGAAAACAUGGAUCCUCGUACGGCCGACAUACCUGUGGCGUCAUCGUUGAAAUAUACGUUUGCUUUGAUAGGCAUAUAUUUGUUGAUAGUUUUGAAACUCGGUCCGGCUCUUAUGUCUAAUCGGAAACCAUUCGAAAUUAAGCGAAUUUUGCAGAUUUACAAUAUACUGCAAAUUGUGGGCAACUUGUAUUUGCUUUACCAGUGUUUUCUUUAUUAUUUGUAUCAUCCCAAAUUUAGAUGGACUUGCUUUAAUACCGCUAAAACAGACUACAGCGUGGAGACCAUGGAAUUUCUAACACCGACUAUUUUAGGAUAUUGGCUGAAGUUUUUCGAUUUUCUAGAUACCAUUUUCUUCGUUUUGCGGAAAAAAUGGAAUCAGGUUUCAUUUCUGCACGUCUAUCAUCAUGCCAUUACGUUUUUUGCAGCUUGUAUGUAUGUGAAAUAUGGUUUUGCAUCCCAUUUUACUAUGGUGCCUUUUUGCAAUUGCUUUGUACACGUUGUUAUGUACAGUUACUAUUUGGCAGCUUCUCUGGAUUUGAAAAUUGAUUUUCUACCGUGGAAGCGAAGUGUAACACAAAUACAAAUUUUACAAUUUUUGUUUUUGUUAGUGCAUACAAUGGCAGCAAUUGCUGAUAAUUGGUGUGGAUUAUCUAUGCUUCUGUUGACCGUUUUUUUCCUACAGGAUAUAUUUAUGCUUGCCAUGUUUGGUAACUUCUAUUAUAGAACCUAUUUGGCAAACCGUCGAAAGAUCGAGAACAAUAUGAAGAAAAUCAAGGAAACUUAGAUUUCCAUACGUAUGUUGUUAUUGAACUCCAUAUGACGUACUUCACUUGAAAUAACAUAGCUAGAGUUUAAGAAUUGUAGACGAAUUUAUGACUUUGACACUAAUAAUCGUUUCCGUUAUUCUCGCUGGUCGGCAAUAUAAAAUCUCUUAUUGAGGGUAAGGCAUUGGAUGUUAAAGAUUGGCGAACAUCACUUUCUUACUUCUCUUAGCAUUGUUGUAUUUUAAUCU